Messenger RNA from Lodderomyces orthopsilosis Co 90-125, 1053 nucleotides. RefSeq names its product translation initiation factor eIF3 subunit i (gene TIF34). The transcript has a single exon. The record is from RefSeq and is a predicted model, not a curated record. NCBI's taxonomy places the organism in Eukaryota, Fungi, Ascomycota, Pichiomycetes, Serinales, Debaryomycetaceae. Gene Ontology annotation, molecular function: translation initiation factor activity; RNA binding; protein binding. Gene Ontology annotation, cellular component: eukaryotic translation initiation factor 3 complex, eIF3m; cytoplasm. Gene Ontology annotation, biological process: cytoplasmic translational initiation. Bases 1 to 1053 code for a protein of 350 amino acids.
AUGAGACCAAUCAAGUUAAUGGGACAUGAGCGUUCUUUAACGCAAGUGAAAUACAAUAGAGAGGGUGAUUUACUUUUCUCUGUCGCAAAAGAUAAUGCAGCAUCGAUUUGGUAUUCAUCAAAUGGAGAAAGAUUAGGAACUUUAGAAGGACAUAACGGUGUGAUCUGGUCGAUUGAUGUUGAUCCAGAAACCGAAUUAUGUGCAACUGGUGGUGGUGAUUUGGCUAUAAAAUUGUGGAAGGUUGAAACGGGAGAAUGCGUUUACACAUGGAACAGCCCUUCACCUGUAAGAAGAGUUGCAUUUUCACCAGAUGGAUCAAAGUUAUUGGCAAUUGCUGACCAAGUAAUGGGUCAUGUUGGUACGAUAACUGUAUAUGACAUAAACCGUGAUCCAAGCACUUUAACGCAGCAGAGCGAAAAUCCAUCCUUGGUCAUUGAAAGAGAGGAAGAUGGCGCCAGGGCUACCGUUGCUGGGUGGUCAGGUGACGGCAAAUACAUAAUAGCUGGACAUAAUGAUGGCUUUGUAUCCAAGUACGAUGCUGAAACCGGUAAGUUGAUUAAAAAGAUCCAAGCACACGGUAUACAUAACGAGGAAAAGAUAGUAAGUGUCACUGAUAUUCAAUUUGCACCAGAAGAUAAAUCGUACUUUAUAACUUCAUCAAAGGACAAAUGUGCUACUUUGAUCGAUGUUGACACUUUUGAAAUAUUAAAGGUUUACAAAGCUGAUGCUCCUAUGAACACGGCUGCCAUCACGCCGUUAAAAGAUUUCGUAAUUUUAGGUGGUGGUCAAGAAGCAAGGAAUGUCACCACUACAGCUGAGUCACAAGGUAAGUUUGAGGCCAGAUUUUAUCACAAAAUAUUUGAAGAAGAAAUUGGACGUGUCAAGGGUCAUUUCGGUCCAUUAAACACUGUUGCCGUACACCCAGACGGUACUGGUUACAGUAGUGGAGGAGAAGAUGGUUUCAUUAGAGUUCACUCGUUUGACAAAUCAUAUAUUGAUUUCCUCUUUGACGCAGAGAGAACUGAAAAAGCUGCAGCUGCAGGAAACAUUUAG